This is a messenger RNA of Miscanthus lutarioriparius, 627 nucleotides long. The record is from the annotation of a GenBank genome assembly. NCBI's taxonomy places the organism in Eukaryota, Viridiplantae, Streptophyta, Magnoliopsida, Poales, Poaceae.
AUGCAUGGUAAGAUGGGGAGGGUGAAGAGGUCGUGCGAGAUAUUUGACGCAAUGGGUGCUGUGAAGACGGUGGUUUCAUGGACAGCCAUGAUACAAGCACUGGCCAUGAAUGGGCAUGGUGUGGCUGCCCUUGUCCGGUACACGCAGAUGCUCAGAGAAGGGUUCAUGCCUGAUGAGGUUAUCUUCUUGAGCGUGAUCAAUGGCUGUAGCCACUCAAGGCUAGUGAGCGAAGGGCACCAACUGUUCAAGUCCAUGAUCGAAGAGUACCACAUCACGCCGUGGAUGGAGCACUAUGGUAGCAUGGUGGACCUGCUGUGCAGAGCUGGGUCGUUGGACGAGGCAUUUGAGUUCGUCCUGGCCAUGCCUGUUACGCCUGAUCCUGUAAUAUGGCGUGUCUUGGCCAGCGCUUGUCGGGACCAUGGGAAUGCCAGCUUAGCAAGGAGGGUGAUGGAUCAUGUGAUCCGCAUGGAGCCUGACCAUGAAGGGAAUUACGUUCUGGCGUCAAACUUGUAUGCUGCAGAUGAGGAUUGGAGACGUGUCGUAGAUGUUAGGCUGGACAUGGGAGUGAGGAAAGGGACUUCAAGGGCUGCUGCUGCCGUGUCUUCCGUUGAAGUCAGUGGUGAAUAA